UCAGAGCGAAAGGCGGGCCGCCGAGAGAGUCGUGGUGCAGCUGUCCGGCAUGUUCCCAGCAAGCAUCCGGUUGACAAAGGAGGGUAGAGGGACGGCCCCGUCUUCUGCCGAGGCGUCACCCUCUCCCAUGCAGGCACGAAGAUGCUCAUACCGCCAUCCCGUAGGGCCGGCUGCGGAGCCUCGCGGCGCCGUCUUGAGGGCAGCUAGUAGAACUCUGGGCGGGACCGUGAGAGGGACGGCCGGCUCAUCUGGGCUGUUCUGGGUCUGCGGCUUUCUAGGGAGCGGGGCUGCCGGGUGUAGUUCCUUGAGCUGCUGGAGCGUUGCCGCUGUCGCCGGAGCGACCUUGGCGGCCGUCAGCCGCCUCGCCGCACGCGACAGCUCUCCCUGUCUCACAAAUCUCUCUAUUUCCUCCAGGGAUGGCUCAGACACGCCGUCCACCGGUCCAUCGCCGCGUGGAGCGAAUACGUGGCGACCCUGUUCAGCAAAAUUCCUAGACUCGUCGAGCAAUCCUUGCCACUCUCCAGCCCAGAACCGCUUGAAGCGAGCACGCCAUUUGCGGUGGCCGCCGUCUCCGCCGCGAUUCAUCGGGAAGAGCAGCAUAGUCGGCACGAAAAUGGCUAUCAGGCAGCCGACAUCCGAGUCCUCUUCGUCCUUCACGUACUUCUCGGUAGUGUCCACCACCAU
Messenger RNA from Vitrella brassicaformis, 684 nucleotides. NCBI's taxonomy places the organism in Eukaryota, Vitrellaceae. The record is from the annotation of a GenBank genome assembly.